Molecule: messenger RNA, 1531 nt
Organism: Tupaia belangeri chinensis (Chinese tree shrew)
Lineage: Eukaryota; Metazoa; Chordata; Mammalia; Scandentia; Tupaiidae
Gene: HPD
Product: 4-hydroxyphenylpyruvate dioxygenase
Biological process (GO): L-tyrosine catabolic process
Cellular component (GO): endoplasmic reticulum membrane; Golgi membrane
Molecular function (GO): 4-hydroxyphenylpyruvate dioxygenase activity
Source: RefSeq, a predicted model, not a curated record
GGUUAAAAUCCCUGUCCAGCGCUCCCCAGGCCUCUGCCAGCCUCCCCAGACCUCUUGUCCCGUCUUCCCAACAAGAAGCUCGACAAGACAACCAUGACGACUUACAGUGAUAAAGGAGCAAAGCCCCAGAGAGGCCGGUUCCUCCACUUUCACUCCGUGACUUUCUGGGUCGGCAACGCCAAGCAGGCCGCGUCAUUCUACUGCAGCAAGAUGGGCUUUGAACCUCUGGCCUACAAGGGUCUGGAGACAGGGUCCCGGGAGGUGGUCAGCCACGUGAUCAGGCAAGGGAAGAUUGUGUUUGUCCUCUCCUCGGCUCUGAACCCCUGGAACAAAGAGAUGGGCGACCACCUGGUGAAACACGGGGACGGAGUGAAGGACAUCGCGUUCGAGGUGGAGGACUGCGACUACAUCGUGCAGAAAGCCCGGGAGCGCGGCGCCAAAAUCGUGCGGGAGCCCUGGGUGGAGAAGGACAAGUUCGGGAAGGUGAAGUUCGCUGUGCUGCAGACGUAUGGGGACACCACGCACACCCUGGUGGAGAAGAUGAACUACACCGGCCGCUUCCUGCCUGGGUUUGAGGCCCCCACAUAUGUGGACCCCCAUCUUGCCAAGCUGCCCGACUGCAACCUCGAGAUCAUCGACCACAUCGUGGGAAACCAGCCUGACCAGGAGAUGGUGUCUGCCUCAGAAUGGUACCUGAGAAACCUGCAGUUCCAUCGCUUCUGGUCCGUGGAUGACACGCAGGUGCACACGGAAUACAGCUCCCUGCGCUCCAUCGUGGUGGCCAAUUACGAGGAGUCCAUCAAGAUGCCCAUCAACGAGCCAGCGCCGGGCAAGAAGAAGUCCCAGAUCCAGGAGUACGUGGACUACAACGGAGGGGCCGGGGUCCAGCACAUUGCGCUCAAGACCCACGACAUCAUCACAGCGAUUCGCCACCUGCGAGAACGAGGCAUGGAGUUCCUGGCUGUUCCUUCCACGUACUACAGGCAGCUGCGGGAGGGGCUCAAGUCGGCCAAGAUCCAGGUGAAGGAGAGCAUCGACGCUCUGGAGGAGCUGAAAAUCCUGGUGGACUACGACGAGAAAGGCUACCUGCUGCAGAUCUUCACCAAGCCGGUGCAGGACAGGCCCACGGUUUCGGAGCUGGAAACUUCAACUCACUGUUCAAGGCUUUCGAGGAAGAGCAGGCUCUGCGCGGCAACCUCACCGACCUGGAGACCAACGGGGUGGCUCUCGGCAUGUAGGUCCCGCCCACCACCUGACCUCCCAGAGGCCCCGCCCACCACCUGCCCCAGGGCCCCGCCCACCGUCUGACCUCCACGAGGCCCCGCCUACCUGCCUGUGCACGGCCGCGCCUCCUGCUCCAAGAACACGCCCACCUUGCAGACCCUGAACGUCAAUUCCUCCACAAGGGGCCACGCCCUUUAGGCUCCACCCACCAGACAGCACUGGGACCCCGCCCACAACGACCACGCCCCCUUGCUGGCUGACUUCCUGCUCUCGCUGUCCUGAGUAAAGCCGACCAAGGUUCAACGCA